AUGGCAUCCAGCUCCUCUGGAGAAUAUGCCGAGCGUGGGGCCGUGGUGGGCGUGCUUUCUUUGUGCAAUGGUUUCAGCGGAGACACCAGCGUGGUGUUUGUGCCAAUGUCGAAGAUGCUGCCCAAUUGGAUGUCAUCUGAAGGAGGGGCAGACAUCGACUUGAUCUCCUGGACUGACAGGUUGUGUUGGUCUGUGAUGUCGAGCUCAGGCACAUCAGCCACACACGGGGCCGACUCCAUGGUCGGCGAGCUGGGCAAGGCAAUCUUCGACAGACGUCUGGACUUGCGUGUGCUCGGACUGGACGAGAUCUCGAUGAUGCUGGGGAGGGAGCUGGACGCGUGUGCGGACGAUCGCACGAGCUUGGGUUGGCGUUUGGCCACGAGCCGGCGUGCGGAGGGACUGGAUGACGAGACGAACAGCCGCGGAGAGCGUCGCACGGGGGCAGGCGAGUCGGAGGAGUCCAGCACGAUGACCUCCAUGAUCUGUACAAAAAAAACAAUAACAGGAAGAAAAAUAAAAUAA
Ogataea philodendri is the source of this 522-nucleotide messenger RNA. RefSeq lists its product as uncharacterized. The coding region runs from base 1 to 522 and encodes 173 amino acids. NCBI's taxonomy places the organism in Eukaryota, Fungi, Ascomycota, Pichiomycetes, Pichiales, Pichiaceae. The transcript has a single exon. The record is from RefSeq and is a predicted model, not a curated record.